CAGAAUUAUGAAGAAAUAUAAUUUAUGAAUUUUAUGAUAUUGAAACUACAGUGAACUACUUUGCAAUGGUGUAUUUAGAAAUGCUGACUAGGUUUAAAAUAGAAAUAAUGCAAUUACUUAAAAGUAUAGGAUAAUCUAAAUAACAUACACUUCAAAAUUACAUAGGAGUAGAAGAUUUAUAGAUUUCUGGAAGUUCAAAUUAUUGUAUUUAUUACCGCAUUAGUAUUCAAGAAUUCAGAGGAUUAGCUUAGCAGUUUAUACAGCACUGGAUCAACAUGGGAAUAGGCCGCUAUGGCAAGUUGUGUCGAAUCGGAGCAGUCACCGUGAUGGUGUACUUUUUAUUCCAAUAUUUAAUCAUUAUUAAGACACAAACAAAUAAGGUAAACAAUAUGUUAGAUGAUGGUUUAGGACAUACGGAAGGAAUUAUUAUAAAGAGGAAGUGUGAUGACAUUGCUACAUCGAGAACUGAAAUGUUACGAAGAAGGGAUGUUCUUAGGAAGCAUUGCCCCGUGGUAAAACCAAAACCUGACCCUCAUUUGGGACUCUUAGUCAGUGACAAGCAUAAAGUAUUAUUCUGUGAUGUUGCCAAAAUUGGAAGCACAUUUCUGAAAAAAAUGUGGUAUAUAUUGGAGAACAAUUUGCCAGAAAAAGAUCCUAUGAAUAUGAAGAAAAACAUUUUUUCAGUACAUUUUCCACGUUUGGCAGAUUUCAACAUAACAGAGAGGACAAAACGAAUUAAUUCAUACACGAAAAUGAUCUUCACCCGAAAUCCAUACAGUCGAUUAUUUUCCGCCUACCAGAAUAAAUUUGUGACAGUCAAUCCGAGUUAUUGGUCUAUUGCUAAGGGAUUUAUCAAAAGACAUCGCAAAAAUCCCAAAGACCUUUCCAUUCUUUGCGGACAUGAUUUGACAUUUGAGGAAUAUCUCUCAAUUGUCAGUGAAAAUCCCCGAAAUACUCGUUAUAUGGAUUAUCACUGGAGACCGCUGUCCGCAUAUUGUGACCCGUGCUCAAUUGAUUAUGACAUCAUCGGCAAAAUGGAAUCAUUUAAUGAAGAUCUUCAACAUUUUUUGUGUAAAAUUAAUGCUGAAGAUAAAAUUAAUCUGCCGCAUGUCAAUCCACUGGCUCUUCGAAAAUUCAAUGUUAAACUGGAAAUUUCGGAUUCAGUCGGAAACAUAAAAAAAAUUGAUGAAAAGUGUAUCCCAAAAUCAGAGCUGGUCAAUAGGGUGGUUCAGAAUAUGGUAAACCAUGGCUACAUCGAACCCAUUGAUAAGAUUCACAUGGCAGAUAUCCCGAUUAAUUACACACAGAAAGACUUAGUGGAGUUUAUAGGCAGACACAUGAACAAGUCUACAACUGAAAAAUUACUCAGUUUACCCAAGUUAAUCCAGGAUAAUUCGUUCCAUGAUGUUUCACCUGAUGUUUUGAACAAAAUAAAGAAACUUUAUGGAGAGGAUUUUAUAAUGUUUGAUUAUAACAUGUCUGAGUACUAACUCUAUUGAUUCCAAAUAGAAUGUUAAAGGAUCUUUACCCAUUAGUGAAUUUAAAAGCCAUAUAUAAUGAUAAAAUGACAUUUUUUUAAGGAAACUCAAUGUUAAUUGGUCAUCCAUAAUUUCCUCACUUAACCUGAAAUUCUGUAUAGUAAAGGUAUGUAAUCCAACCAGCCAAAAGUGUUCAGAUUAGCAGGUGUUCACAUUUCAAGGUUUGUAAACAAACAUCUACCGUGUAAUUCAAAAUUCAAAAUACACAUCACGACAAUCCAAUACUAAUUUUACCAAAAAAAAUUAAAAACAAAAUGUCUAACUAGAACAGGUGAUGUGUAUAUUUAUAGUGUUGUAAUUCAAAUGAGUAAAAAUUGUCACAAAGAUAUUUAUAAACGAUUUCAAACUAGUGAAAUACAUUUAAAAAACAACUGAAAAAGUAUAACAAAAGUGUUACUCUAAAUUCAUGAUAUAACAAGCACACAAAGUUAUAAGACAAAGAUACCAAAGUUAUUAAAGGCAUUAAACAAAAACAGUUUCAAGAGCUUUAAAUAUAUCAGACAUAACUGUAAGCAUAUUAUUUAGAUAAGAGUUAGUUAGUGUUUUGUAUAUAUGUGUACAAUGCUUUAUCAGUGAAUAAUAAAUCAACAUUAUCAAAAAUUAUCAUGAAAAUGUGAUAACAUGAAAAUAUUGGCGGUUUGGAUUGUGAAUUAUUAUUAUAUAAUAUUAUAUUAUAAGUAUUAUUAUAAGUAGGGCUAAAGGUUUACUAUAAUCCAUAUCUUUCUCAUUAGUGUACAAUUGAUUUUUGUACUUAUUUACAAAGAUCAGUUACCUGGCAGAAGUCUUGUGAGCUUCUUGUUCCCACACAUGC
Molecule: messenger RNA, 2349 nt
Organism: Owenia fusiformis
Lineage: Eukaryota; Metazoa; Annelida; Polychaeta; Sabellida; Oweniidae
Source: the annotation of a GenBank genome assembly